This is a messenger RNA of Drosophila suzukii, 1035 nucleotides long. NCBI's taxonomy places the organism in Eukaryota, Metazoa, Arthropoda, Insecta, Diptera, Drosophilidae. The record is from RefSeq and is a predicted model, not a curated record.
CCGGGAUUAAUCUUCAAAUGGCCAGAUCGCCCGCAAGACUCAUCCCGCUGCUGCAGCUAUCGCCCUAUCGACCUAAACUAUCGAUAACGUCGCUCCCACUCGACUCCAUUGCAACAUCAACCAAAGAUUUCGAGGGGCGCUGCCCGGAGUUUCAGCAGAACGAUGAAAUAAUUGGUAGCUUUGGAGAUACGAUGGGAUUCUUCGUCCAAGAAGCUGCGAAUUGCGGCCAAGACAUUUCGGUUUACCCGCUCCGCGGCAUUGCUCUGUGGAAAUUUACAACGUUCGACGCCGUCGCCUCCUUCAUCGCCUUUAAGAAGGUGUACUUCGAGAAGUGGUCCACCACGAUAAAUAUCCAGGCGUGUCCACUCUUGGACCUCCGAUACUUGCCCAGGAAGUCGAUGUACAGUUUCUGGAAUGGCCUCUCCGUCUCUACCCUUCUUCCGAUUCCGACCUGCAUCCGGAAGUUUGGCGCUUUGGAUUCCCUGCACACCUCGCAACUCCGGACGUAUUCCCGUACCUGGAUGGUCAUCCCUGGCCAAUAGAACUGGCGUCGCAGGAUCUCCAAGGUCUUCGUCAUCCCACCAUGGCCAGCCUUGGGGUCCGAAUGAGCACGCUCUACCAAGCUGGAUCAGGCUUUGCGGGAUCCACAGCUUCCAUUCGGAUCCUUCCAAUUCCUCGUCCAUUUUGGGGUUACUCAUGCGCUUGAAGAUGAGUCCGUCAUCCACCUUGAGGUCCGGUAAGUGCUCCCUGUUGGACUCCACGUCCUGGAAACAAUACCGCGCCGACGCCAACGUGGGAUGCGUCGCACUGGACGAAGAAAUGCUUCUUGAAAUCUGCAUGAACCAGGACCGGCGCGCUCGUCAAGGCCAACUUCAGGUCAUCCACUGCCUGGGUGGCGCUGGGACUUAGGGAAAACUUUGUGUUUCCAGCCUUCUUCAAGGACUCGGAGAGUGGUGCGGCUAGCGUAGCGAAGUUCUUGACGAACCGUCGAUACCAUCCCGCUGUGCCGAGGAAAGCACGUACUUCCUUCAUGGA